AUGAAAACGCAAGAAAUAAACGGGCAAAUAAUCGCCCAGGGAAAUUACACACGCAGAGCAUUCCAAACAAAUAACAUAAAGAUAAAAACGAGUAGCAUAGUAAGUACCAUAGAAAGGAUUCAAACAAAAAACAGUAACAUACUAACCCUUAAUGAAAAUUUAAUCUCCAAAAUAAGGAGCGAUGGAUUGGAAAUCAUAAAAAAAGAAGGAGAAAUUUUAGACGUUAAUUCAAAGAAUGUUUGUUAUGCUCUCAAAAAUGGUAAGUUUCGUUUGAUUAAUCAAAAUGGAGUCAAUACAACGAGGAUAAAAUUACCAUAUGACAAUGAGGUACUUUAUGUAACGUUUAACAAAGAAAAUGGGAAAUUUCUGCUUCUCUUGGAUAAUAAAGGACACUUAUAUGUAUACAGUAUUAAUGAGUACAAGGUAGAGUUAAUUUUUUGUUUGAAUUUUCCACCAUAUCAGAAAAAAUCAUCAUCUUGGACCUCUUUCACCUCAUCCAAUAAUGAUGGUAUUGUGAAUACAUUAAAGAGUGGCCUCCCUCUAAAGGCUAGUUGGCUACCCAAGAGUGACAAUUUUUUUCUAACAGGACAUAACAAUUGUUUAUAUAUUUGGAACAUAUCUUUGCUGAUUAAUGUGAUGACUGCUAAAAAAUGGAAGGACGAGGUGGAUGUGACUGACCAGCUGGUGGCUGGGUGUGCUGUCACGUUGCUCUUUGAACCCAUCAUGUGCAGGUACAGAUAUGUGUGUUCUAAGGAGGAAGAUAUUCAAUCGGGCUGCGAAGUGGACAACACGUCACACGACGCCGCGACCGAGGAGAAGACGCUGCUAAACAGCUACUGCAUGAGUCUCAACGGGAAGUACCUCCUCGCGCUGGUGAACAAUCACUACGCAAUAAUUUGGGAACUACAGCGCAGCAAUCAGGAGAUCAAGUUUACCCUUGUGGGUUUCAGCUCCCUCAAGAAGGAGUUGAAGCAGGUUAAAGCGAUGCUGCAGACAGGGGGGUCACAGAACGGAGACGCCGAAGCGAUGGGGCAGGCGGAGGGACAGGCGGCGGGACUCCAACCCAGUGAGGCGAACAGGGGAAGCGACCAGCACAGCCGAAGAUGCAUCGAUGUGGAAAUAUCCUCCGUGCACAUAUUGAACAGCUUCUUUCAAGCCAACGAAAGUGGUGAAGGAACAAACCAGAGCACCUACUACCUGCUCGUUUUCCACAGCUCGUGCUGCAUAUCUGUUUUCCCAUUUAAUAAUAAAUGCGACCCCAGCGGAGGAGACACAACGGAGCGUAUUGAUAUACUAAGGCAGAGCAGCGUACAAAAUAUUUUUGUGGAGAGGGACAACGUGAGCAUAGAAAACAUUGAGCUCUUUGUGGACCCCUCGGAGUUCUUUGUCUUUUUUAACAUCUCCUACCGUGCAGGCGAUUCACACGCUCCGGACACCAGCAGGAGUCUCAUCUUCAUCCUUGAAAUAUUUAAUAAAAAAAGACUAGACUUUAAAAUACACCCCAAAUUUGUUCACCUACCUAACAACUCCAUUUUACCCCUCUGCUCCAUCAGAUUAAUCAAAACAAACGAAUGUCUUAAAUUCUCAAAAGUUUUAAACGUUUCUGUUUCUUCUUCGUCUUUAAAUAUAAUUAACCUUUUUAUGUUUUCCAUUAUUUUUAAUUCGUCCAAGAAGAGUGGUGAUGCGAACCGUCGCAGUGACGAAGCAUGUGUUAGCAUAAGGAAGAGGCUAGAGGAUCUUAUGGGCAAGGGUGACGCCGAUGAGGCAGUUCAGCCACCCCACGCAGCGGAAGAAGGAGCUUAUGCACCAGAGAACCAGCUCAUGGGUCAUCCAGAAGUGGAGAAUCUGAAUGCCCUGACCAGCGAAAGGAACAAAGCAGAGCAAUUGGAGAUGGCGUGGAAGGUGUGUGAAGGCGGAAGGGAUGUAGCCUUUGUGAGGGGCUUCCCUGAUGGAGGUCUUGAAAGUGCAGGCAGCAAUUUUUAUGUAGAGGAUAUCCCCACGCAGAAUGAGAAACCCGUUGAAGAAAUGCAGAGGAAUGAAAAGUUAGAAAAAUUGGAAGAACAGCAAAAGGGUGAAGAAGUAGAAAACACGAAACGGUUAGCGCUAACGAUGUCGCAUAGGAGCAGUAGAAAUGAGGUCCACUCUGAUGCCCUUUUUUCUUCUAUGGAGGGAGGAAAGGGUGUUGCUCUACAAGGAGAAACCAACCAAGUAGGCAUUGACAUACCACUUUCCCUCCACGUUGAGGCAAAAACAGAAAUUAACGAACAGGAAGAAAAAAAAACCGUCGAACAUAACAGCAACAUUGAUAUUAUCAUGUCGACGCAUGAGGAUGCACUGAGGAGAUUCAUGGAGUGUGAGGACGGAGGUGAUCCCAGCGAGAUGGACCAUCCGGAGAAGUCGGACGAGGAAAGCAUUCCCAAAGUGGACACUCAAGAUAGCGCUAACGAUGGAGAGGUAGCAGUAGAAGAGCAGGUUCCACUCGAGGGAGACAUAGAACAGAACGAGUCUUAUGAUAAGCAGGGGAACGAAGGGGGUAUGAAGAAGGAGAAAAAUUUGAAUUCCUUUUUGCACAAGUUAGGGUUUUUUAAAAGUAGUCCUUCCACAUAUGGGGAGACAGCAGCGGAGGAAGCAGCCCGGAAAGUCCCUUCUGAGAAGAAGACACCCACCAUAGUAAGCAGCACCAACCAGGGGGGUCUCCCGAAAGAGCUCAUAGAUGAAACGGAGAAGGAAAAACAGCUGGAGGAAUUAUCACACAAAGGUAAGAAUAAGUCAGACGAGUGUAGCGAGGUCUGUGAGACUCGUGGAAGGGAGCACUUGGUUUUGGAUCCCACGGAAGGAGGAACUCUCAUGGUAGGUAACGAGACCAAGAGGAUGGUGAAAAAAGAAGAAAGUGAUAUAAUCGGAUUGAAUAAAUGCUCUAAUAAAGAACGAGAAGGGGUAACCGUUAAGGCAGACUUAAGUAACAGCACUCCGUGGGACCUUACUGGGGAAGGACAAACAGGAAAGACAUCAGAUGACACGCUCAAACAGCUGUGUAGAGAGAUAUGCAGAAAGGUCAGUGACCAAAUGGCAGAUAUGAUAUACAAGGAAAUUAGAACCUCUGGAGUGGAAAGCCUGACGAAGGGGGCCGCUGCUCGGGGACAAUUCAAGAAGGAGGGGCACUUGGAAGGAAGCAUUAAUCGAGGAGGAGAGGAAGAAGGAGGAGAAAAAAAAUCAUAUGAAGAAAUGGCAGCCAUGGUUAGCAAUUGUGAAAGGAGGGUAAAUGAAAUGAUGGAGGAAAUGUCCAUCCUGAGAAAUGGAAAUAAAAAUAUGAAUGGAAAAAUUUUGUCCAUUGGCACAACGGUGGAGAAAAUUUACGAUGCGGUCAAAGGGGGCGGUCCCCACCCUGGAGGUUCUCAAAGCGGAGGCCCUCACAGCGGGGGGGUGAACGGCCAUGGGGUGUACCCGCGAGGACAGAAGACCAGCGGGUAUGAAGGCAAAGUGGAGAAGCUGAUAAGCGAAAUGAGCGCUUUUAAGAAAGGCAUGUACAACGUGACGAGCAAACUGUCGGAGACGUUAUCGUGCAUGUCGGAGGAUUUGAAGAGCUCCUUCGCGAAGUCGCUAAAGGGGAAUAACGAGCAGCUAAAGAGGUGGGCACUGCACGAUGUGCGACAUGGGCGAAGGGACGAAGAGGGAGAGGCAUAUCAAAUGGGCACCACCGCGGAAAACGGGGUAGAUUACGACGUGGACCAUGAUAGGGCCACAGGACAGGCAGGGAAAAAACACACACUCUCUUUUAACAAAGACAUGGCGGAUUUCUUUAACAGCGCGCAUCAGAACGCCGUGAAGAAAAUCAUGCCCGCUGUUAUCUCGUCGGAGAUUCAAAUUCAGUUCGCCAAAAGUGUAAUCCCCGGAAUGAAGGAAGCAUACAACACGGGCUUCCAAUCAAUGAAGGAGUCCCUAAACUCGUUGCUAACAGAAAACAAGCAAUGGUUAAGUAUAAGCAAAAUAUUAUGUGAGUCUCUUAUCAAGACAUCAAAUUUAACAAUGGAAGAAGCAGACUUUAGGAUGAAAUGGGUUCAGGAGUGUCUCCAACAGUUGGACGUAAAUCACUCCGACUUAGUAAAAACGAACUCGUACAUUUUUGUAAAAAAUAUGGUUAAUAAUAUUUCCGCAUUUAGCUACCUUGUGGGAAAAGAAAUUGGAAAGCUCAACGAUAGCCUUGUCAAUUUAGCAAACCUUGACUUGAACAGAAGGAUAUUUUUAAAUGAAGAUUCUCAUUUUAGGGAUAAGAAGGUGUCAGGCAUGUCUGGCGUAGAGGAGACAGAGUCCCUGGCUAGUAGGAACUUGUACUUGGGCUCGCCGCAGAAGUAUUAUUUGCACAACAAGAAUAUGCUCGUGGCGCUGCAGGAGAGGCUCAUGCUUAUUAGGAAGCUCCUCAAGAGGUACUACUGA
Molecule: messenger RNA, 4434 nt
Organism: Plasmodium cynomolgi strain B
Lineage: Eukaryota; Apicomplexa; Aconoidasida; Haemosporida; Plasmodiidae
Exons: 3
Coding region: 1-4434 (1477 amino acids)
Biological process (GO): deadenylation-independent decapping of nuclear-transcribed mRNA
Cellular component (GO): P-body
Molecular function (GO): protein binding
Source: RefSeq, a predicted model, not a curated record